Molecule: messenger RNA, 4174 nt
Organism: Nicrophorus vespilloides
Lineage: Eukaryota; Metazoa; Arthropoda; Insecta; Coleoptera; Silphidae
Product: dual oxidase 1-like
Exons: 13
Coding region: 2758-4089 (443 amino acids)
Biological process (GO): defense response; superoxide anion generation
Cellular component (GO): plasma membrane; NADPH oxidase complex
Molecular function (GO): superoxide-generating NAD(P)H oxidase activity
Source: RefSeq, a predicted model, not a curated record
UACGCGUUUCGUGCUUGGUAUUUUGCAUCCUUUCGGUUGCGAUUUCGGAAAACACCAAGAAGAAAUUCAUUAAUAUUCACGACACACCACAUGGUUACACGUUUUGGCUUCUUCAAAACGCCUCGGAGACCUAUGUCGAAUUCCCAGGAUAUGAUGGCUGGUAUAAUAAUUUAACACGUCCAGACUCUGGGGCAAUAGAUAAACCGCUGUUGAGAAGGUGGCCUGCAGCAUACGAAGAUGGUACCUACAAACCGGCAGGAAGUGAUAGACCAAAUCCAUUCGAACUCAGCGAUAAAUUGCUGAGCGGACCGGUCGGAUCGCAAUAAAAAACCGACAAAAACGCAUUGCUUGUAUUCUUUGGUCAGCAAGUGGUGGAGGAAAUUUUGGAUGCGCAACGAGCCGCAUGUCCUCCGGAAUAUUUUAAUAUAAAGAUUCCAGAGUAUCAUAGGUAUCCAAAAUUAAGUACGCACACGGAGAUGCCUCUACUGAGGACAAGAUUUGAUCAAAGAACUGGUCUUAAUCCAAAUAAUCCUCGUCAGCAAUUAAACGAAAUUACACCUUACAUAGACGGCGGCUUGAUGUAUGGCGUUAGCAAGCAAUGGGCGGAUCAACUGAGGAUCAACUUGAUCCAGAUGGAUUACUGGCAUCCUCUCAUGAUGGUCUCUUCCCUGAGUAUAAUACUCAAAGAUUGCCUUUAGCCAAUCCUCCGCCUCCGUUUCAUCACAAAGAUUUCAUUAAAAAUCACGUAAUCUUCAACGUAAGCAGAUUUUUCAAGUUAGGUAAUCCCAGAGGAAACGAGAAUACGUUUCUGUUAACGUUCGGCAUUCUUUGGUUCCGUUGGCAUAACGUUUUGGCCAAAACUAUAAGAAAUCAGCAUGCUGAUUGGCCCAGUGAGAAGGUGUUUAAUGAGGCUAGAAAAUGGGUUAUAGCUACCCAGCAGCAUAUCAUUAUGGACGAAUGGUUACCAUACACGCAACAUUGAUAUUAAAAACAAAAAUUCACUUCUAGAUUAAGGAAGAAUUACUUAAAUUAUAUGAAAAUAAUUUUGAUAACAUUGACACUUGGGUUGGAGGGAUACUCGAAACGCGCGACGGACCAGGCGAACUAUUUGAAGCAAUCAUCAUCGACCAAUUUCGAAGAAUUCGAUUUUGGUACUAAAAUACAGCGAAUGGACUAUUUACUAAAGAAGAAAUAAUAAGGAUCAAAACUGUCACUCUUUACGACAUAAUUAUGGCCGUAACUAUGUUGGAUUUUAAUGACAUUCAGAAGGAUGUAUUUCGAGUACCAAAAAGCAAGAAACAGUUCGCUGCCUGUAAUUUAAAAGAAAGCGCCUGCAGUGAAUAUAACACUUCUUUCCCGUGUUUUCACUUGCCAAUAUUAACUGCAGAAGUACUGAAUGAAGCUUGCGUACAAGGAUCCACGUUCGACUACUUCUAUGGCAGCGAAUUAUCUUUUAUUCUAACAUUUGCAAUACUCGGUGGAUUUAUUGUUGGAAUAAUUGGAGUCAUAUAUAGUCUAGUUUAUAUUAAACAACAAAAAACGGAAUCAAAUUUAAAUAAGGAAAUCGUCGAUCAUGGUAUCUUGGCGAAAGAAAUGAUCAAUAAGAAAGGCGUCACAAGAGAUGUUAUAGUACAAAUUAUUGAUAGCACUCUUAUAGUCUUUUCCAAAAUGCAAAUCAAGCUACAUAAGAUACAGUGUAUCGACGUUGUAUGCAUUGCGACUACUGAUAAACCAUACAUAGUGAUCAAACCAAGAAAUGAAUACGACUUGGUUCUAACAUUUGAUAGAGCAAGUAUACAGCAUAGAAUCUAUAAUAAGAUUGUAGAUUCUUUAAUGGAAUCUGGAUGUAAUGUACAUCAGGAAGUAAAUAAAACGUUUAAAGAAUUAUUACCAAAUAUAAUAUCAAAGAAACAGCGACAGAAAUAGUUGGAAAUUUUCGCUCGUGUAGUCUUCGCCAAAGCAUUUAAUUUACCUAUAAAUCAAAAGCAAAAGCAUAUAUCUGAUGCUAAAAUGGAGAAUAUUUUAAAAAUGGAAUUGACAUCAGAAGAGUUUGGAAAUUUGCUGAAUAUGCGACCGGACUCGAUAUUCGUAAAAUUGAUGUUUAAACUGAUCGUUAAAGAUUCAAAUAAUUAUGUUUCAUUCGGUGAAUAAUCUUCGCUAAAGGCACCGACUCGGAUAAAGCAAAGCUGCUCUUCGACAUGUAUACCAUCAAUAAUGAAAAUACAUUACCAAUGGAAUCGUUUAAGAAUAUGAUUUUAUCUUUUAUGGAAAACGUAAAUGGUCAUAUUAAUAACGAUUUGAAAAAAAACUAUGGACAGUUUAAUAAAUCGAGCCAAUCUGCAGGAUCAAUCCUCAUUAAGUUUUGAAGAUUUUGAAGAAAGUUAUGGGUCAAUAUAGAACGCAUUUCGAACAUGUUAAUUUGCGGCUCAAAUAUAAUACGAACAGUUUUCAAAACUUUGAAAGUUCUAGGAGAAAUAUAAUAAAAGAUAUAUACGGAACAUUAAGCGAACCUAACGAGGAAAAAGCCAACAAUGAAAAUCAAGAGCUACAACAAAAUCAACAUAACACCUUUGCGUUUGUAAAUCAAAUCGAGAAAAAUGCAAAUAUCAUAUUUUGGAAAACCUUGUAUACAUUAGUACUAUUGGCCAUCUUCGCAGAAAGAUCCUACUGUAAGAUACAAAACUAUACACUAAGCAUUUAUGAAAACUGUUAUUAACUAUUGAAGAAUAUUCCGUGGAAAGAGAACAUUCCGGUCUUAUGCGUAUCGCAGGUUAUGGUGUAACUGUUACUAGAAGAGCUGCUUCGGCAAUGAUGUUUACAUUUUCCUCAUUGCUAAUAACAAUGUGUCGAAAUCUUAUUACAAUACUGAGAAACACCAUAUUACAGCAAUAUAUACCUUUCGAUUCCUUCGUGGACUUUCAUAAGUAUAUUGCGUCAUGGGCUCUCCUAUUUACAGUAAUGCACAUCAUUGGACAUGCCUUCAAUUUCUAUCAUAUAUCCACUCAAGCAUCCGACGAUCUUACCUGUUUGUUUCGAAAUUAUUUCCACGCGACACAUGAAAUACCUAAAUUCCAUUACUGGUGCUGGCAAACAAUGACUGGUAUAACUGGAAUUAUAUUAACGCUGAUUACAGCAAUUAUAUAUACAUUUGCACAUAAGAUAGCCAGAGAAAAACUGUAUAAAAUCUUCUGGUUUUCACACUCUUUCUAUCCACUGUUUUACAUUUUCUUGCUUCUUCAUGGGAGUGGUAUGUUGAUUCAGGAACCUUUUACGUACUACUUCUUGUUGGGACCCAUAAUUAUUUUUAUUCAGAAACCUCUCAAUUUUACAUAUAAAUCAGGACAAUGGGUGCGGAUUGCCUGCUUGGAUUUGAGUCAGCACGAAUAUAAUCCAUUCACGUUAUCAUCAAGUCCUGAUGAAAGUUUCUUAUCUUUGCAUAUUCGUGCGGUGGGACCUUGGACACGUCAGAUCCGCAAGUUGUAUGAAAACGCAUUGGUGAAGAAGCAGCAAAAUCAAUCGAAUUUACCAACAUUAUUUAUCGACGGUCCUUUUGGCGAAAGCCACCAGGACUGGUCCAAAUAUGAAGUAUCAAUUUUGAUAGGAGGAGGUAUUGGUGUCACACCAUUCGCUAGUAUACUAAAAGAUAUUAUUCACAAAACAACUACUAAUCAAGAGAUUACUUCUAAAAAGGUAUACUUCAUGUGGAUAUCUAGAUCUCAAAAACAAUUUGAAUGGCUCAUAGAUCUAUUAAGAAACAUUGAAGAGCGCGAUGUAAAUAAAAUAAUUUCUACACACAUUUAUGUGACACAGUUUUACGACUUUAGAAUGUUUAUGCUGUACAUAUUCGAACACCAUUUUAAACAGAUCACAAAAAAAUCGUUGUUCACCAACCUAACAGCCGAUACGCACUUCGGACGACCGAAAUUCAAGGAUUUCUUUCAACGUGUCAUCACAAACAAUACCUAUGACAUCUAUAAGAUCGGAAUUUUCAGCUGUGGUAAUCUGAAAAUGAUCAACGAAGUGGAAAAGGCUUGUGUUAAAAUGAGCAGAGGCCAAAUAAUUCUCGAGCAUCAUUACCAAACUUUUUAAAACCGCUUUAUUAUAUUAUUGAUUGUUAUAUUCACACAAACAGCAAUUUAGCUAAGUAUUAAAAAUAAAAUAAACGCAAAUAGUG